This is a messenger RNA of Hibiscus syriacus, 593 nucleotides long. RefSeq lists its product as uncharacterized. Lineage: Eukaryota; Viridiplantae; Streptophyta; Magnoliopsida; Malvales; Malvaceae. The transcript has 2 exons. The record is from RefSeq and is a predicted model, not a curated record. The coding region runs from base 57 to 581 and encodes 174 amino acids.
UCUUCUUCGUCCCCAGAAGGAAACACACAAGAUUUCCUUUUGAAAACAGCUUAAAAAUGGCUCUCGAUCUCACUUCCGCUAUUCCCAUGACGACCCUACUCCUCUUCCUUCUAAUCCAAUCGCCUCUCGCAUCGUCAUUCCCCCUCACCGUCACCGACGACGCACCGUCAGCCUACGAAGUCCUCCAAGCCUACAACUUCCCCGUCGGUCUUCUCCCCAAAGGGGUCGUGAAGUACGAUUUAGACGAAUCCACUGGUCGAUUCCAUGCCUAUUUAAAUGGUACGUGUAGUUUCUCGUUGGAAGGAUCUUACCAACUCAAAUACAAAUCGAAAAUCAGCGGAAUCAUAUCCAAUAACAAGCUCCAAGACCUUUCUGGGAUCAGCGUCAAGGUCUUCUUUCUAUGGCUCGACAUCGUGGAGGUUAUUAGAGAUGACGAUGAGCUGGACUUCUCGGUAGGGAUUGCCUCUGCAAGCUUUCCAAUUGAUAACUUUUAUGAGUGUCCGCAGUGUGGAUGUGGACUGGAUUGCGUUGAUGGGAAAGUAAGCAAGCUUAGAGUUAAGCCUUCUUUUGCUUCGAUUUAGAGGAAUUUCUAG